Messenger RNA from Papilio machaon (common yellow swallowtail), 1721 nucleotides. It is a transcript of the gene Snx1, whose product is annotated as sorting nexin-2. Lineage: Eukaryota; Metazoa; Arthropoda; Insecta; Lepidoptera; Papilionidae. Gene Ontology annotation, molecular function: phosphatidylinositol binding. Gene Ontology annotation, biological process: early endosome to Golgi transport. The record is from RefSeq and is a predicted model, not a curated record. Gene Ontology annotation, cellular component: endosome; endosome membrane. The coding region runs from base 115 to 1518 and encodes 467 amino acids. The transcript is spliced from 10 exons.
CAACAUAACGCAUCACUAAAGUUUUACUUUUAUCUUCCCUCUUUGAGCCAUUGAUUUAAAAACAUCAUUUACUGUGACAUUAUCAAAUACGUGGUGCUAUAAAAUAAAUUGAAAAUGUCCGAAGAGACCGAUGCACCGGUUUUUAGCACUGUUGAUAUCAACAAUGACAACAGAGACGAGGAAGAUCUAUUUGCUUCAGCGGUUCAGGAAGUAAGCCUGGAUUCUGAAGUAAAUGGAACAAGUGAAUCUUUGGAGAAGGUAUCAAUAACUGAUAUGUCAUCCAUGCCAGCUGUAGUUGGAAGCCCUAUUAUGGAAGAGAUAGCAACAGAACGUGCCAAUAACAUAAUAAUCACUGUAACGGAACCUCAAAAGAUUGGCGAAGGCAUGAGCUCAUAUGUAGCUUAUCAUGUCUUAACAAAAACAAAUAUGCCAAUAUUCAGCAGGCACGAGUUUACCGUCCUCAGACGUUUUAGCGAUUUCUUAGGUCUUCAUGAGAAAUUAACAGAGAAAUAUCUUCGCUCCGGUAGAAUUAUACCACCUGCUCCAGAAAAGAGUAUUGUUGGAACAACAAAAUUAAAGAUGACAUCAACUCCGUCUACGGAGAGUGCUAAUGGCACCAACUCAUCCGCCAGCCUGCAGUCGCAGUUCGUGGAGCGGCGCCGCGCAGCGCUAGAGCGCUUCCUGAAUCGAGUCGCGCAGCAUCCCGUACUCUGUAUAGAUCCUGACUUUAGAGAGUUUCUUGAAUCCGAUACGGAACUGCCUAAAGCGACGAGCACAUCAGCACUCAGCGGUGCGGGAAUGUUGCGGCUUUUUAACAAAGUUGGAGAGACGGUUAACAAAAUCACUUACAGAAUGGAUGAGUCUGAUCCCUGGUUCGAGGAGCGUAUAUCCCGCGUGGAGGGCCUGGAGACGCAGCUGCGGCGGCUGUGCGGCGCGUGCGAGGCGCUUGCGGGGGAGCGACGUGAGCUUGCCGCACGCUCGCACGACGCCGCACGCGCAGCCGCCGCACUCUCCGCCGCGGACCCGCAUCCGCCUCUCUCCAGAGCACUGUCACAUCUCGCAGAUCUACACGAGAAGAUUGAACAUUUAAGAAUGGAGCAGUCCAAUACAGACUUUUAUGUACUAACCGAGCACAUAAAAGACUAUCUCGGUUUGAUUGGUGCUAUUAAGGAUGUUUUUCACGAAAGAGUCAAGGUGUUCCAGAACUGGCAACACGCACAGAUGCAGCUGACAAAGCGGCGCGAGAACAAGGCCAAGGCCGAGCUCGCCAACAGACCUGAGAAGAUUGAACAAGCCUCUAAUGAGAUUAUUGAGUGGGAAUCUAAAGUAGAAAGAGGACAACAAGAGUUUGACACGAUCUCUCGCGUCAUCAAGAAAGAAUUGGAACGUUGGGAGGAGACGCGAGUCGCGGAACUUCGCGCAACGAUACUGCGGUAUCUGGAGGAACAUAUGAAACAUCAGGCUCAGUCGAUCCGUUACUGGGACGCGUUCCUUCCUGAGGCUCGUGCUAUUAAAUGAGUGGGGGAAUUACCUUCGUCUUUGCUGCGCCAAAACCGACCUAAACACCUACAACAUUAAUGCUACUUUGCAUCACAUGGCCCAUUGUAAAUGGUACAUUUUAGAUAGUCCAUACAUAGUUAAUUCUCAUAUAAAAUUUUGUAUUAACUUAGAUAGGUCUUUAAAGUGAUUUUACUGAAAAAAAAAAAACAAAUAAUUUUGAU